Acipenser ruthenus (sterlet) is the source of this 6280-nucleotide messenger RNA. RefSeq names its product E3 ubiquitin-protein ligase SH3RF3-like. The transcript has 11 exons. The coding region runs from base 738 to 3203 and encodes 821 amino acids. The record is from RefSeq and is a predicted model, not a curated record. NCBI's taxonomy places the organism in Eukaryota, Metazoa, Chordata, Actinopteri, Acipenseriformes, Acipenseridae. Gene Ontology annotation, molecular function: metal ion binding; protein binding.
GGUACGUAUUUCCGUUGCUCUGAUACUGCCCGGAGGUUCUGUAAUUGGAAACUCAAUUCUAAUGAAAUCUGGGAUAAACAAAGCAAGCUAUCGUUUGGAGGUGCAUUUUACAUCAGAUGUUGCUGAAUUUUCCUGGUUCCUAACCAGUGGAUGUGUGUGUGAAUUGCCUUCCAGUAUUGUAGUAUGAAAAGUGAGAGUGAAAGCAGAGACUGAGGCAGAUCGGUUCAGUUUACUCUGCGAUGAAGGAGCAGAACACCAUUAUUUCACGUUCAGGAUCUGAUUACGCGUAAGACUAGAGCGAGAGAGUGUGCUAGAGAGCCACUGGACUGCUUUGCACAAUCGUUAAAAUCAGCAGCAAAAGCAGCACAUAAUCAGCUGGCAUAAACAUUGUCUGGUUAUAGUGGUGAUGGUGUACUCGUUCGCUUUAUUAAGGUAUGAAAAACACCUGGAAAAGGAGCACGCAUUGGAAUGUUGCUCAAUAGUUUUAAGCAGUGGAAUGGAUUUCAAAGGAGAACAGUGAGCACUUCUUCAGAUAAUCCUACAUGCUCACUUCGUUUAUUCUGAUGCACAGUUUCAUAUUGCCGUGCGUGUAGACGUUGCUGUGAGGGUCUUUGACCUCUUUCAUUGCACAAUUGAGGCUCAUACUGGAGUUCUCGCCAGUAUGUUGUAUGUUGGUUUCAAUGUAUCGUACGUGGAACUAAAAAACGCCGUUACCAUUAUUAUUAUUAUUCACUAAAAUGGACGAGUCGUCGCUCUUGGAUUUGCUCGAGUGCUCGGUAUGCCUGGAACGGCUGGACACCACCGCCAAGGUGCUGCCUUGUCAGCACACCUUCUGCCGCCGCUGCCUGGAAAACAUCUUGAGCUCUCGCAACGAGUUGCGAUGCCCAGAGUGCCGAAUACUGGUGGACUGUGGCGUGGACGAGCUGCCUGCUAACAUCCUACUGGUGAGACUGCUGGACGGUAUUAAACAGAGACCCAGGAACGGAGGGAGACUGUCACUUACAGGGGCUUCCCUGGGAUGCGCAGCCGGUAUCUCUGCCUCCUCUCCCGGGAUAGCCAUCCGUGACCUACCGACAGCCAUACGCAGUUCCCCGGUCAAGAAUGUUCCCCAGCUCCCCUGCGGCAAAGCCCUCUACAACUAUGAGGGGAAGGAACCCGGGGACCUGAAAUUCAACAAAGGAGACGUCAUCAUUCUUCGCAGGAAGGUGGACGAGAACUGGUAUCAUGGCGAGCUCAACGGCAGCCACGGCUUUCUGCCAGCCAGCUACAUCCAUUGCAUCAAACCCCUCUCACAAACCCCACCUCAGGGCAAAGCACUUUACGACUUUGAAGUCAAGGACAAAGACCAAGACAAGGACUGCUUGACAUUCACCAAGGAUGAAAUUCUUAUUGUGAUAAGAAGAGUGGAUGACAACUGGGCAGAGGGAAUGCUGGGAGAUAAAAUUGGAAUCUUCCCUAUUCUAUACGUAGAGCUAAACGAGGCAGCGAAGCAGUUGAUUGAGAUGGACAAGCCAUGUCCUCCCUCCGGGCCCGGCACUGACCCCUCAGCCCCUGAUGGCCCAUGCUCGGCCGCCAGUGCCACCCUGAAUGGCUCUAGUGCCAUGAGCGCCAUCCACCGACGCAUCGAUGGCAAGAAGAACACCAAGAAGCGGCACUCGUUCACAGCGCUCAGCAUGACGCACAGGGCCGCCCAGGCCAUGAACAAUCGGCACUCCAUGGAGAUCAGCGCUCCGGUCCUUAUCAGCUCCAGCGACCCACGAGCAGCAGCCAGGAUCGGAGACUCCACACACCUGUCCUCCAGCGCACCCUCUCAGGACUCCUCUUCCUUUGCUGGGACAUCUACUAUUGCAGGCGUUCCCCCCAGGAUUGCUGCUUCAUCUGGUGACCAAGGUACUGCAGUCAAGGUCCAGCUGCCCCUCAACAUAUACCUGGCCCUGUAUGCCUACAAGCCUCAGAAGACAGACGAGCUGGAACUGCGCAAGGGCGAGAUGUACCGCGUCACUGAGAAGUGUCAGGACGGCUGGUUCAAGGGCACCUCUCUGCGGACCGGAAUGUCAGGAGUGUUUCCUGGCAACUACGUGACUCCAGUGUCCAGGGCACCAUUUGCUGUGGGACAGUCCCGAACUGGUCUUCCCAUUUCCUCUCAACCGGUCAAGGGGGUCCCGACCUCCCCCCAGCCUGCAAGCUCGUCCAGCCCGGUCCUCCUGAACGCUGUGGCCAGGCCUGUUGCCCCCCUGGCUGCCUCCUCCACCUCCCCACAGCUGCAGCCCGCCUCCAUGCAGCUCAAGAACUGCCUGCGGAUCUCAGGCCAGCAGACAGUCAACCAGGCCCGCAGUGCAAUGCAACUGGUGCAUGCCGCAGCUGAGACACAGGAGAGGCCUACAGCGACUGUCCCUCCUCUCAGAACUCAGAGCUCGCCCUCACGCUCCCCGGUGACUGUGGUUCGGCCGCACUCCAUGGUGUCCCCUCAACACAUCCACCAGCCACCUGUCCCAGGUACCCCGGGCUCUCCGUGUGUCCGGCCCACCUUCCCACUCACCUCAGCGGCUGCCGCCAUUACCCCUCCCAACGUGAACGCUGCCAACCUGAACGGAGAGGCAGGCAGUGGAGCAUCCCAUCCCUCCUUGCCCUCCCUCUCCACCAGCACUGCGCCAAGCCUGCCUAAAGCAGAAGAAAAGAAACCAGAGAAGAAGGAGAAGAAAGGAGGACUACUGAAGCUCUUGUCAGGAGCAUCUGCAAAAAAGAAGUCCCGCUCCUCACCUUCUGUCUCUCCCACCCACGAACCCCAACCACAGGCAGCAGCGGAGGCACCUAUACAGGGGGCCAUGGGUCCUGAGGUGUCAUCAGUGUUGAAUCACGGGAGAGCAGGCUCCUGUCCCAUCGAGAGCGAGAUGCAGGGAGCCAUGGGAAUAGAGCCCCUGCAUAAGAAGUCUGGUUCUUUGGAUUUGAAUUUCUCAGUCUCGCCUCCUGCCAGGCAGCCAUGCUCUUCAAUGGUGGCCCUCCGUCCAGAACCCAAGCCCCUCUCAAGAGAAAGGUACCGCGUGAUUGUACCCUACCCGCCUCAGAGCGAAGCGGAGAUCGAGCUGAAGGAAGGAGACGUUGUGUUUGUGCACAAGAAGCGCGAGGACGGCUGGUACAAGGGCACCUUGCAGCGCAGCGGGAGGACAGGUCUCUUCCCAGGCAGCUUUGUAGAAAGCUUCUAAGAAGCUCGGCUUUCUCGUCAGCUGCAGCCGCCGCCAGGCCGCAAUGUAGCACACACUUAUUUUUUUGUAUUACUUGUUGUUUCAUGAAGAUUCCAGCUGCCAGAAGGGGUCCUCCCCUCUUCAGGCGGAUAUGCUACCCAGCACAAAGCAACUAUGUGACACAAGGGAAACGAGAAACCCAUUGACAUUCACUGCCAUUACUGCUUCCAAAGAAAUUUGAAAGAACAUGAGCCCAUGUACAAGCACACGCAGCUAUAGGCACACAGAGGACAUAGAGAACCAUCCUAUGAGGAAAAAGGCUUGGAGUGACUGCACUUUUAUCAAACUGUACCUACAAUAGUAUGUUAAAGUAGUGCCUUCCCUCAUGGAGCCACCAACCAACAAGACAGACCGACCGACCAGGAGCAAAUCAUUCACAUUUUUACUCAAACAAGCUACAUAGAUUAAGUGUCUUUUUUUUAAAUUAAUAUUUUGAUAUAUUACUGUAACUUAUUUUGGAGCAGCUGCAGUGAUCUCUUUUUAGUGCCCUGCGUGGGUUAGCUGUUAGGAAUGUCCAUGCAUUUGAUGUGUUGUUGUACCGUAGACUAAAUAGAGAAAAGUAUUAAUAGGCAGCAAUAACAAAGAUGGCCAACGAAAUAGGGAGGGUUUGAGUAAAACCAACCAGCUUAUUCCAUUGAAUUUUUUCAGUUUGCUAUAAAGCAGAUUUAGUGCACAACAGCACAUCGCCCAAGAUUUCAGUAUUAUAAGCACACAGAAAUACUCUUUAUUAUAGGCCUUUAUUAGACAAUGUAAUGUAUUAAAUGUUUUGUAUUUGUUUGUAUUAGCAUUACUGAAAGGGUCAAAUUCUUAUUACUGCUUAUUGUCAGCCAAUAUUGCAUCACUGGAAACAUUGACUGAUUUAUAUCAUGUCUUGCUUGAAACAUAAGGCAUUAUUAAUUCAUGUUAACUCCCUUCAAAUAAAACAAAUCAUAGCUUUUGAAUAGUUUCCUAAUAUUAAUAAAAAUGUAGGUGGGUCCCUCUUGUUUACAUUUUCACUGGUCUUUUAUAACUCCUAUGCUGUGAAUAAAGAUUGUUUGGAGGACCUACAAAAAAAAAAAAAAAAGCAUGAUCCCAGAGCAAGAGCAGUGAAAAAGAGUUGUUUCUCAAGAGCAGUGAAAAAGAGUUGUGUCAUAAGAGCAGUGAAAAAGAGUUGUUUCCCAAGAGCAGUGUAAAAUAGCUGUGUCAUAAGAGCAGUGAAAAAGAGUUGUUUUACAAGAGCAGUGAAAAGAGUUGUUUUACAAGAGCAGUGAAAAAGAGUUGUUUUACAAGAGCAGUGAAAAAGUUGUUUUACAAGAGCAGUGAAAAAGUUGUUUUACAAGAGCAGUGAAAAAGAGUUGUUUAUAGGUGAAUCUCCCACCAUUUCGAGCAGGACUGCAUGGUGAAUCUCCAGGUAAUGCUCAAGUUGGGGCGUCGGGUCGAGUGUUUACUUUGACUGAUGCAGUCAUUUACAAGGGAGUUCGACUUCAGAUAUAGUGUAGAGAUUUAUUGAAGCAAAAAUGUGGUCUGCUGGUUAGAUGUUAUGACUGUGAGUUUACUUUGUUGGUGUAUUGAGCUGAUCUGUGCAUUUCUCUGCAGUUUACUGUAGGGUACAGUUUAGCUAUCUUUUUUUUUUUAAGAGGCUUGUCUACCUUUCAGGGUAAUGGUCAUGUUAAGUUGCAUAGCAGAGUUUGUCUUCUUGUGACACUGCAGUUAGUUGUGGUGAAAGUUGUUGAUAUGGGUCCAAGACUUCAUUUUCAAAUGUAUAAUCAUAGUGUAGGGAAUGGAAACUUACUUGAAUCUUAAAUGUAAAAGCAUCUGGUCUGUUAUACAGGCCAAUAACUGUCCCUGAUGUGGGGAAGACCAAGAGGUCAGACUGAGAAUUAGCAAUAGUUGGGCAGAAUGUUUCUUCUGCUAGCCAGGCCUGAACAAAACAAACAAACCAAAACAUUCCAAGAAAAGCACAUACUUUAAUAAAAAAGCACAUUUAUUUGAAACCCCCCAGCUUUAUUAAUAUUAUUAUAGGUGGAUGUUCUGUAAGUGCUGUAUUUCAGGUUUUAAUUAUCAGUAUAUUAUCAAAAUAUAUGAAAUUUUAUUUAUAUAUAAAAAAACACAUAACUCAUUAUCUGUCAAUGAGCCAAGAUUAUUAUCUUGUAUUUUUACAGUUUAUUUUAUUUAAAACAAGAUGUUUAUUUUAUUUAAUACAAGAUAUUUUUUUUUUCUUAUCAUGACUAUUUUUUUUUACAGUAUAUGCACCAAUUUUAAGAUUAUUUUAAUGCGUAAGUAUUUAUACAUUCGUACAUUGUUUCUAAAGCAUCUUUAUCUGCAAGACAAUGUUUUGGUUGGUCAUUUUAAGAACUGGAAAGAACUGAAAAGAAUAUCACUAGGAAAAGCAUAUCUGCUGACAUGAUUACUUUUCUAGUUGGUUUCAAGUGUUUCUCUCCUUUGCAGGAACAGUAACAUAUAAGAAUAACAGCCAAAAGAAUGUAGGAUCCCAGUGAAAAUAUGGGAACACUUGGAGAUGCAUUUACCAACUACCCCACCAAUUCCUAGUAAAUGCUAGCAACUGUCAAGCCUACACACUGCCUCAGUAGAGGACAAAUAUUGAAAUGUGAGGAUAGAUAUAUAGUCUGUUAUACGAAUAUAUAAGAUAUAGACAUAAAUAUCUUUAUACACAUAAUGGGCUUAUCUGAUGUUGAAAGCUUUUUCUCAUAAGCUUUUAUUUUUCUUCAUAAUAAUUGCCAAAUAUUACACUGCUUUGUGCUGAUAAAAGGGAGGUUUCUUAAUGAAAUAAAUUGCGGUAUGAGGCAGACUGAAGUUUUUCAUUUGAAAAUAAAGCACAAUUUCGCCUUUGGGAUUGUAUGUUGUAAAUGAUAAUCGUGUUGCAGUAUGGGAUGAACCCAGUAAGGCAUUAAGGUAGAGCACUGCAGCUGAGAGAACUGUGGUAUUAUUUCAGAGCUCUCAAAACAGACUGGCUGGAAUUCAUAAUGUUCCACACUUGUAAUAAGACUACAACUGAAAAGAGUGUGUGCAGAAUAAUAAUAAAAACUUCUUUAAAACAA